AUGAAAGAUAUGGAAACUAUUGUGAAUGCAACCGGCCCUGGAAAACCUCCUGUGGCCGAAAAAAACAGGGAUCAAACUGAUACAGUCAUCUUCACCACUGGUCUAUGCACUUUGAACGACAACUCUCGUUUGCUGUUGGGUGUAUCGGAACUGAGACGUCUUCAAGUGUUCGACAAUCACUGUCUCAGAACCAUAGCUCGUGUGGGUUGGUGUCGGCGAAUCCGUAACGAGGCAGUUAGAAAGCGUGUUUUCGGUCGUGUAACGGGUACUUCCAUUGAAGAAUGUGUCCAGUACCAGAAGCUGCGUUGGUUGGGACAUGUGAUACGUAUGCCGAACCAUCGUUUGCCGAAGAGAGUACUGUUUUCCAUGCCCAAUUCGGAGUGGCGUAAACAGAGAGGUGGCCAACCCUUGACUUGGCUGAGGAGUAUGAAGGAGAUCACAAAACACUUGGGUACUGUCAGUGCUACUCGCCUUCCAGGAUGGGGACCGCGUGAACCCCACUGUGCCUGGUUGGGGACACUACUAGAUAUAGCAGCCAACCGAUUCUGGAUGGACGUGGGAGUGUUACGAGUGUGGCUUUCAUCGUUGCAAGAAUUAGUUACAGAAACUUUGUUGAAUCACUUGUUGGCCCGGAUUCCGGACGACAUAUACAGCUACGGAAUAAACAUCGACAAGCCCAGAUAUGAUCAGUCCACAUAUGUAGGACGAGCGAAACAUUUCAUCAUCACCACCAAUCCGCUGAAUAUUCUCAAGAGUUCAAGUGAACUAGAAGAAGCCAAGUCGAUCGUACACAAGUACAAAUCUGGAGAUCCGCUUCCCGGAUUGACUGUGGAUGGGUUAUGGAGAGCGAAACAGUUGUACGAUUCUGCUUUUCAUCCGGACACGGGUGAGAAAAUGAUUUUUUUCGGUCGCAUGUCGUUUCAAGUUCCGGGAAACAUGUUUAUAACUGGUUGUUUACUCCAGUUUUACAAGUCAACCUCGGCCGUUGUUUUCUGGCAGUGGUUCAAUCAAACGUUUAACGCGGUUGUCAACUACACUAAUCGGAGUGGCGAUUCUCCCAUAUCACUCACACGGCUGUGCACGUCUUACGUCCUAGCCACUACAGGCGCUGUUGCAACUGCUUUGAGCAUAAACAAACAAGUUCAGCGAUUUCCACCACUAUUCGGCCGAUUCGUCCCGUUCAUCGCCGUGGCAGCGGCUAACUGCAUCAACAUUCCAUGUAUGCGUAGCCUGGAACUCACUGAAGGAACGACUAUAACAGAUGAGAAUGGCGAGGUACUCGGUCAGUCCAGAGUCGUUGGUCAGCGAGCCAUAUUCAAAGUGGUGGUUUCGCGUAUUCUGAUGGCUGUUCCCGGAAUGAUUUUUCCCCCGAUAUUGAUGGAUGCUUUGGAGAAACGGGGCACCUUAGCUCGCUAUCCGUGGCUCGGAGCUCCUCUUCAGGUUACUCUCUGUGGCAUCUUCUUGACAUUCAUGACGCCAAUGUGCUGCGCUCUAUUCCCACAAGUCAGUUCAAUUGCGUUCGAUAAACUCGAACCCGAUGCACAAGCAAAGAUUCGCAAAUUACGUGGGGAUAGGAUUCCCGAACGUGUUUACUACAACAAAGGCUUAUGAGUUCCUAUCACUUCCUCGAUUUUUCCACAUGCACAAGUUUCAUUGAAUUGUCCACGAUGAUUUCUUUGCCCACGCAUAACUCGUUCGCUACCUCCUCAUCUUGACGUAUGAUAUUUUUAGCUUUACGUUUAUCUGACUAGGUGAAUAAAACUCUUCAUAUAUGAAAAAAACCGAAUGACUGGUUGUCCCAUGAGCAAGAAUCAGCUUUACCUAGUUUCGAAUCCUCAUUCUACUCUGGGUUCCAUUCGCAGACUAUAGCUUUCGUUCUUUUUCGACUAUCUUGUCUACCACUGAGUGCAGCACUCUCCUCGACCUAGGGCUAUUCAUGGGAAUGGCCCAACUCAACAGAGCUUGUGGCGCGGGUUAAUUUCACCGGCCAUGCAAGCAAAUAGUAUGCAUCUCAUUAGCGAAU
Molecule: messenger RNA, 2023 nt
Organism: Opisthorchis viverrini
Lineage: Eukaryota; Metazoa; Platyhelminthes; Trematoda; Opisthorchiida; Opisthorchiidae
Exons: 10
Coding region: 1-1611 (536 amino acids)
Biological process (GO): serine import into mitochondrion; monoatomic ion transport
Cellular component (GO): mitochondrial inner membrane
Molecular function (GO): monoatomic ion transmembrane transporter activity
Source: RefSeq, a predicted model, not a curated record